Messenger RNA from Drosophila eugracilis, 970 nucleotides. RefSeq lists its product as uncharacterized. The transcript is spliced from 2 exons. The record is from RefSeq and is a predicted model, not a curated record. The coding region runs from base 164 to 352 and encodes 62 amino acids. NCBI's taxonomy places the organism in Eukaryota, Metazoa, Arthropoda, Insecta, Diptera, Drosophilidae.
UAGAAUCGGCACAUUUGAAUUCAGGUUCAAAGCUAUUUGUUAUUCAUUAACAAAUCAGAAUCGAAAACCCUAUCGCCAGGGAGUUAGUGCUCAUUUCAUAGUAAUCUCGAUAUAUUCAGAUAUAUUCCAAAGUUCCAAAGAUAAACCAAAACCGAAGAAAAAAAUGGACGUGAAGAAAACGUUAGCCUGGUUUUUUGGCCUGCCAUCUGUGCGUUAUGCGCAGAUCGUAAUCGUUGUGGUGGGCGAUCUUUUGGCCCUAUCAAAUCUAUAUCCCAAACAUUCGAUGUACAUAUCGCAUCCUUUUUUAGUCUGGCAGGAUCGUCAAGAGCAUAAGAAAAAUCACUUGGACUAAGGCCAACUCGACAGUUCUAAUUUAUAUAUAUUUAUAUAUAAGUUUUUGUAUAUUGGCGUGGGAGACGGUUUAUUGCCCCAAAGAUUUUACCAAGCCAACCUUGAGUUUCAAUGCCAAUGCCAGGCCCAUGACGUCACUUGUAUCUCUGGACGCCUAAAGCUGGUGCCUUGGUAAACACCUCAUUCUCGUUUUGUUAGCUGCAGCUCAGGACCCCAAAAGCCUUGUGAGCCUCUUCAAAUGCCCGGCCAAAUUAACUCGACUCCUCAUUAAAGCCCAAAAAUUCGAAAGUUUCGACCGCCAUCGUCUGGAAAUAAACGUCAAUUUAAACGAAGCCUCCGAUCAGGAGGGACGCCUUAUACAGGGUUUUUGGGCGGGGGUUCAGGGGGUUUCGCUUUGGUUUGGAGGUUUUAAAAUAAAAUACAACAAAAACAGAAACAGAAAAAAAAUUGAAAAUUCUGAAAAAGCCGCUUUUGUUGAUGUGGCCAAAAAAGGUCUACAGCCUUGCCUUGUAUGCAGUCCUACGGCCUGUUUCAUUUUCGUUUUUGGGAGUUGCGUUGCCUCCGUAUUAUCUUGUUUUUCAGUUUCAAGCUUUUUCGAUAUUUUUGUUAACUUUUAUUU